AUGUCGCCCCGCCUGCUACACCCGGAUGAGUACGAGCUCGGCUCGCGGUCGUCAGCCGAAUCCGAUGGCUCCUUCAACCUUGACGAUGAUGAUUUUGAGUCGCAGAUUCCUCUCACAUCCAGGCUAGGCGCACGGCGACUACCUUGGUUAUCUCGACUGUUCUCUUCGUCCGGGUACCGACGCUUGAAGUCCAAUACCCGUCCCAUCCUCGUCCGCUCCACGCGCCCGACUUGCGCGCGACGCUGUCUCCCCCGCCGCCGAUGCUGUCACCUCCACGUUAUUUUUGGGAUCGUGUUCGUCCUGGUGGUAUUUGCUUCCAUCUUUACGCCGUCAUAUACCAACCCGCCCGCGCAUUACGCCACUCUGCGGAAGUCAGCGUUGGAUGGGAACGUCGCCGGCAGAGGCAACCCGCACCACAGGAAAGUGUUCAUUGCAGCAAGUCUAUACGACCGCGGUGGUGAACUCGCACGGGGGCAAUGGGGAACACAGCUGCUCCAACUGAUUGACCUCCUGGGAGGCAAGAAUGUGUUUGUAAGCAUAUACGAGAAUGACAGCGGAGAAGAAGGCCAGGCUGCGUUGCGAGAGCUGGAGCAACAGAUCCCCAGUGCCAAGGCGAUCGUGUUUGAAGAACAUCUAGACCUCAAGAAAAUACCGUCCGUGGUUAUUCCGGGCGGAGAGACUCGUGUGAAGCGCAUCGAGUAUCUGGCGGAGCUUAGAAAUCGAGCGCUACAACCACUGAAUGACCACCCCGAGAUUCGAUACGACAAACUUCUUUACCUGAAUGAUAUCCUCUUCGACCCUAUAGAUGCGCUGCAACUGCUGUUCUCCACCAAUGUCGAUGAGCAAGGCGAGGCUCAGUAUCGUGCCGCCUGCGCCGUUGACUUCGACAACCCCUUUAAAUUCUACGACACCUAUGCCACGCGCGAUCUUGAGGGGUACUCGAUGGGAUUACCAUUCUUCCCCUGGUUUUCCACCGCUGGAAACCAUGAGAGUCGAAAAGACGUGCUGCAGGGCAAAGAUGCGGUUCGAGUCCGUAGCUGCUGGGGCGGCAUGGUCGCCUUUGACGCCAAAUAUUUCCAAGAUCCGCUGCCUGGAGGCACCACCCCGGCGCGUUUCCGCUCUGGACCCGAUCUCUUCUGGGAAGGAUCCGAGUGUUGCCUUAUUCAUGCGGAUAUCCAAGAUCCUCGGACUGGGGAAGACGACGCCACCGAGACGGGCAUCUACAUGAAUCCGUACGUGCGGACUGCGUAUGAUGCCCGAACUCUGUCGUGGCUGGGGAUCACCCGUCGAUGGGAGCGGUUGUACUCGCUCAUCCACAAUAUUGGCAAUCAUCUCGUCGGUCUGCCGUGGUAUAAUCCCCGUCGUACCGAGACGCCUGGUCAGCGCGUGCAGGAGACGGUAUGGGUCCCCAACGGCAGCCAGGAUGGCGGGGGCUCCUUCCAGACUGUCGACCGCACUGCUGGCAAUGAUGGUUACUGUGGGCGACGAGGCUUGCAGGUUAUUGUGGAAAACCGCAAACCUGGGCAAAAAGGGUACGAAGAGGUCCCUGCGCCUUCGCAAUAA
Messenger RNA from Penicillium daleae, 1563 nucleotides. RefSeq names its product glycosyltransferase family 69 protein. The transcript has a single exon. The record is from RefSeq and is a predicted model, not a curated record. NCBI's taxonomy places the organism in Eukaryota, Fungi, Ascomycota, Eurotiomycetes, Eurotiales, Aspergillaceae. Bases 1 to 1563 code for a protein of 520 amino acids.